AAGAGGAAUGGUUUCAGUUGCUAAAUCCUAGUCAGAAUACGCCUAGUCAGGGGCUACGUUUAGCUGCUCUGCUGGUUCGGACUUGUAUUGUCAGAGAGACGGUGAGUUUGCGAGGAAGCAGGUCUGGCCGUAAUGCAUCUCGGGAGCUGUAGUCGAGACGGGCUGGCAAACCGUGGCGGCGGAGGCGGCUCAUACUUGGGACUUGCAGGGACGAGGCUACCUUUCUCAGACAACAGGUAGGCGCUGCCGCCGUACGCUUUCUCUCCCUCUCGCCGCGAGUGCCUCCCCUGACAGAUAACUGAAGAGAAAGUGAAUGAGAGCUUCUUAAAUUCUACAGUUAAGAAGUAUAAACUCUCUUAAGGUUGUUAAUGAAGGAUGGCUACUCCAUAUGUUCCUGUUCCAAUACCUAUAGGAAGUUCUACUAGUUUUACCACAAAUAGAAACCAAAGAAGAUCAUCUCUUGGGAGCAUUUCAACAUGUUCAAAUUCUUCAAAAGUGCAACUAGAGGACUCUUCUAACGGCAGUUUUAAAAAGAUGAGUGUCCCUGAUGCAAUUGGUGCCACUUCAUCUCCUUGUAAUAGCCCACUUGUUAGGACUAAAUUUAUAGGUACAAGCACAUCUAUGGAAUACUGCACACAACCUUCAGAAGAUACUGAACAAAAUAUGGACUCCGGGAGCUGGGAAGAUCGGCCUGCUACACCAACAAUACUAGGUUAUGAGGUGAUGGAAGAGAGGGCCAAAUUCACUGUUUACAAAAUCCUUGUAAAGAAAAAUCCAGAGGAAAACUGGGUAGUUUUCAGAAGGUAUACGGACUUCUCAAGGCUUAAUGAUAAGCUCAAAGAUAUGUUUCCUGGUUUUCGAUUGGCACUUCCACCCAAGCGCUGGUUCAAGGAUAAUUACAAUCCUGAUUUUCUGGAAGAUAGACAGCUGGGGCUCCAAGCAUUCUUACAGAACUUAGUAGCUCACAAAGACAUUGCCAACUGUCUUGCAGUGAGGGAGUUUCUUUGUUUGGAUGAUCCACCAGGACCAUUUGAUAGCCUCGAAGAGAGUAGGGCUUUCUGCGAGACACUAGAAGAAACAAACUACCGUCUGCAAAAGGAACUUGCUGAAAAACAAAAAGAGAUGGAAGCUCUGAAAAAAUUAUUAAAUGAAAAAGAAGUGUAUAUAGAUGCCAUGGAGAAAAGAAUUCAGGUUUUAAACUUAGGAAAAGUGAAGUCUCGUAAGUUGUCAGGACAAGAGAGUGAGUGCAGUGGAGAAGUGGAAUCAUCUGCUAUAGAGGCAGAUCAAGGAACUCUGGAAGAAGACAAUCGUUCUGAAAAAAAGAAUCGGGAAACAUCUUGGAACAGUUCAUUGGCUGAAAGCUAUGUGCCAGAAAUUGAAGUUGCUGAGAUAGCAUAUACUGCUGAUGAAGAGAUGUAAAUGCUGCCACCUGCUUUUACAGUAGUGUAAACAAGUCAAUGUGUUGAACACAUUGAAGAAAAGUAUAUAGUAGCUGUAAAGCAGAAGUUGAGAAGGCACAACUUGAAUUUUUACAUAAACCAAUCCAGAGAAACUUUUGGCAUAGGAAGGAUAUCAGUGCUGCUUUGACUCAGACAUUACCUAGCUUUUAGAGAGAGAUAUAUUAAUACAGUAUAUGAAAAGCUCUGGUUAAGGUCAGGUCAAGUUAUUCAUAGAAGGGUAAGUGAUGUAUAUAAUUAUAUGUACUUCUGUGUAAACCAUAAGUGUCACAUAUGUAGGUACCAAUCGUGGCAUGUUGUAUUAUCACACGCUUCCUGUUAAUAUCGCAUAUUUUGUAUGAGCGGCUUUUUGGUAUCUGGAUUUUCAGAUUUUUAUAUAGGCGUAACUUUUGCUCUGGAAAAUAUAAGUCUGCCAUCUGGCCUUAGAAAAAAUAUGAUUUGUUGUGGUUUUUAAAGUCAUAGAUGUAAAUAAGUAAUAUGUAAAUUUUAAUGCAAUAAACUAGGAAAGCUUGCAGUACCGGAAUUAAAUAUUUCAGAAAUGGAAGUGGGAUUGGUUUAUAUGAGGCAGAAAAAAUAUCAAUGAAGUAAACUGUAGACUUCAGACACACUGUGGAUAUUCACCUUCACUUGAAAACAAUUUAAAAGCUGAUUUAACGUUUAACUGUUUUUCUUUAAAUCCCAUGACAUCUUUGCCACACAGCCACAUAAUCACUAAAUAAAAACUUUGCCUUAUAUAAAGAACACUACCUCUUACUUUUGUUACUAAUGUCUAAGCACGUUGUUUAAAAUAUGUAUACUAUAAAUAGAUGUGUAUGUUAUAAAUAUGUGUUUAAGCCAUAUUUCUUUUGCACAGUUAAAUAAUUGGAUUAAAUGUAAUUGCAGUAUGUGUGUGUAUUUUAGAAUAUUGUACAACCAGGAAUGUGCUAUAAGCUUCAAAACACCCUUGUUUUAAAUGUAUCAAACCCAAAAAUGCACUUUAAAACAAACAUAAAAUCUUGUGCCAAGUUCAUUGGCUAUGUUUUUGUUGUUGUUGUUGGACCUCUGGACUGAGGAAAGGUGUGAUUGGUUUGCACUGUAGUGCCUUUUUGUAUUUUGCUUGUUACAGAGGUUAUAAUAGUGUGUGUUUGCUCUAUGGAAUCUUCAGAAACGUUCUGCUCAGCAGUUUGCUGAAAGUGCCUUGUUUUGUCUGCUCUUCAACUGGGAAGAAUGCCGCUUUUGUUUCUCUGUGCCACCCACUUCUUUGUUUACCCACAGUCUCAUGUGUUGGCAAUUUCAAUGGUUGCUUUGUAUUUUAGGGUGUAAGGGCAAACAUUUCUGUAGAACUGUAUAAAGCCAUCUGGGACAAAUAAACCUUUGAACAUGACAA
Messenger RNA from Rhineura floridana, 2823 nucleotides. It is a transcript of the gene SNX16, whose product is annotated as sorting nexin 16. The transcript has 8 exons. Gene Ontology annotation, cellular component: late endosome; extrinsic component of endosome membrane; early endosome. Gene Ontology annotation, biological process: protein targeting to lysosome; early endosome to late endosome transport; endosome to lysosome transport. The coding region runs from base 376 to 1419 and encodes 347 amino acids. Gene Ontology annotation, molecular function: phosphatidylinositol binding. Lineage: Eukaryota; Metazoa; Chordata; Lepidosauria; Squamata; Rhineuridae. The record is from RefSeq and is a predicted model, not a curated record.